Messenger RNA from Trichoderma aggressivum f. europaeum, 1317 nucleotides. RefSeq lists its product as uncharacterized. Gene Ontology annotation, cellular component: fungal-type cell wall. Gene Ontology annotation, molecular function: structural constituent of cell wall. Gene Ontology annotation, biological process: fungal-type cell wall organization. The record is from RefSeq and is a predicted model, not a curated record. Bases 1 to 1317 code for a protein of 438 amino acids. The transcript is spliced from 2 exons. Lineage: Eukaryota; Fungi; Ascomycota; Sordariomycetes; Hypocreales; Hypocreaceae.
AUGAAGUGGACUCUGGCGACUCUUGCUCUUCUGGGGUCGGCCUCCGCCGGUGCUCUCGUCUCUCCUCGCGAUGAUAGCUGUGAUUCAUCAUACAAUGGCAAAUUCGAAGUCACGAUUGCCAAGAUCACCAAGCGGGAUAUUCAGAAACGAUCCUGUGAUAAUCCUGAUGCCCUUCUGCUGACACUUGAGAAUGGAAUUCUCAAAGAUGCCAAGGGUCGCACUGGCUAUAUCGCAUCCAACUACCAAUUCCAGUUCGAUGCACCACCCCAGGCUGGGACCAUAGUCGCCAGCGGCUUCGCUGUCUGCCAGGGCGGUUCAUUGGCCCUGCAAGGAAAGACUACCUGGUACCAAUGCCAGUCCGGAAACUUCUACAACUUGUACGACCGCAAGUGGGCGGCGCAUUGCCAAGCGGUCCAGAUUUCUAUAAUCCCUUGCAGUGGCGGUAGCUCUGGUGGAAGCUCUGGUGGAAGCGGCGGCAGCGGAGGUAAUAACAACGGCAGUGGAGGUAAUGGAGGCAGCGGUGGCAGUGGAGGAGAGACCACCGUUGGCACCAAGGUUGUUCAGACCGCUAUCGUCACAGUCAUCUCCGAUGGCCAGCCGCAAGUCCACACCACUACUGUUGCCAUCCCCAUCUGCCAGAUUGGUGACGGGCAGGUUCAAGGCCACACGACUCCAUGCGGCGGCGGCGGUGGUAAAUCUCCUGUCACUCAGAUCAGUGAUGGACAACCCCAGGCUCCUCCGGUUACCCAGAUUAGCGAUGGUCAGCCUCAAGCUCCUCCUGUCACUCAGAUCAGUGACGGCCAACCUCAGGCUCCUCCCGUCACUCAAAUCAGUGACGGUCAGCCUCAGGCCCCAACACAAUCUGCCAAACAGCCGGAGUCUCCUGUCACUCAGAUCAGCGAUGGUCAGCCUCAAGCUCCUCCCGUCACCCAGAUUAGCGAUGGACAACCCCAGGCUCCUCCUGUCACUCAGAUCAGCGAUGGUCAGCCUCAAGCUCCUCCUGUUACUCAAAUCAGCGAUGGCCAGCCUCAGGCUCCUCCUGUUACUCAAAUCAGCGACGGACAACCUCAGGCACCCCCAGUUACCCAGAUCAGUGACGGUCAGCCUCAGGCCCCAACACAAUCUGCCAAACAGCCGGAAUCUCCUCCAGUCACUCAGAUUGGCGAUGGCCAGCCCCAGGCACCCGUUGGAACUGGCACUGCUCCUCCUUCUCCUCCCACCACUCCCACCCAGCCCCCCAUCAGCGGUGGCCCCAGAGUUCUCCCUGGUAUCUCAGUUGCCCUUGUCAUCGCCUUGGUGGGUGUUGUUGCCUUGUAG